Messenger RNA from Rhododendron vialii, 1113 nucleotides. RefSeq lists its product as uncharacterized. The coding region runs from base 1 to 1113 and encodes 370 amino acids. NCBI's taxonomy places the organism in Eukaryota, Viridiplantae, Streptophyta, Magnoliopsida, Ericales, Ericaceae. The record is from RefSeq and is a predicted model, not a curated record. The transcript has 2 exons.
AUGGACCAAAUUCAGAAUUUUAAGCAACGGGAUGAUGAGGUUUUUUACAAGUAUUGGGAACAUUACAAGGAUCUACUUGCAGCUAUUCCACAUCAUAAUUUCCCCAUGUACCUCUUGAUUAACUAUUUUUAUUUGUGUUGCACCAAAGACAGCAAGCAGCUCCUUGACACGAUGGGCGGUGGCGAUUUUAUGGGAAAGAAUCCUGAUGACGCUUGGGAGUUCUUGGACGGUUUGGCUGAGAGGGCUCAAACUUGGCAAUACAUUGAUCCGAGUGAGCAAGCAAUGAGAAAUCAAGGACCGAGCGGUUCCGGCAAGUUCUCGGUGAGCGAGCAUAAUGUUUUUGAGACAAAAUUGGAAGAAUUGUCGGCCAAGUUGGAUAAGAUGAAUCAACUUCCCACAGAAGAAGUGUGUGCAUUGAACCAAUGUUGGGACCCGUAUUCUAAUACUUACAAUUCGGGGUUGCGGUCCAAUUCGACUUUCCGUUGGGGAAAUCAGAAUGAGGCAGGUUCGUCAACUUCUCAAGCCCCUCCUCCCCCUCCGAAUCAAACUUGGCGUCAACCUCAAUUUCAAGGCCCGCCACGGUUUCCUGCAAGUCAAGGACCUCCCGGAUUCAUACCGCCAAAUCAAUUUCAAGGGCAAAACCAGUUUCAGCAUCAGCAAGCACCUCCUCCUCUACGAUCUUUGGAAGACACUAUGAAUGCAUUCUGUCAAAUGCAAACGACCACCAAUGAACAGAUCGCUCAAGCUACGAAUGACAUAAGGAAUCAAAUGGGUAAAUUGACUACGACAAUUGGUGUUUUUCAACAAGAGAAAGACAAGCUUCCUACUCAACCAAUGGCAAAUCCACAAGGUCAACACUUGAUUGGUAGCUCUUCGGUGACUUUCCCAGAGCAAGCCAAGGCCAUUAUUUCUUUACGAAGUGGGAAAACUAUUGAUAAUGCUUAUGUAGAGCCGCCGGUCACGCCAAUCUUGUUACCUUUUCCCAUACCCUCAAAGCCAACUACAUCAGAUGGGGAAUCUCCUAAGCAGGCGUCUACUGAAAAGGAGAAAGACAAGGCCAAGGAGAGUGAUGUUCCGCAAGCAUUCACCGUUCAUGCUCCAUACCCUAACUAG